GUCCUCGCUGGACUUCCGCCCCGCCGCCGGCUGCCUCCGUCAUGGCGCUCUUCGAGCAAAUGCGGGCUAAUGUGGGGAAGCUGCUGAAGGGCAUCGACAGAUACAAUCCAGAGAACUUGGCUACCUUGGAACGCUAUGUGGAGACCCAGGCCAAGGAGAAUGCCUACGACCUGGAAGCCAACCUGGCUGUACUGAAGCUGUAUCAGUUUAACCCUGCCUUCUUCCAAACCACGGUGACAGCUCAGAUCCUCUUGAAAGCCUUGACCAACCUGCCCCACACGGACUUCACUCUCUGCAAGUGCAUGAUCGACCAGGCUCACCAAGAGGAGAGACCCAUCCGUCAGAUCUUAUAUCUGGGCGAGCUUCUGGAGACCUGCCACUUCCAGGCCUUUUGGCAAGCACUGGACGAGAACAUGGAGCUCCUGGACGGAAUCACCGGGUUUGAAGAUUCAGUUCGGAAAUUUAUUUGCCACGUGGUGGGAAUCACGUACCAACACAUCGACCGGUGGUUGCUGGCCAAGAUGCUGGGCGAACUCACAGACAACCAGCUGAAAUCCUGGAUGAGCAAGUACGGUUGGACGGAGCCAGAGCCUGGGACCAUCUUCAUCUGCAACCAGGAGGAGAGUGUCAAGCCCAAAAACAUCGUGGAGAAGAUCGACUUCGACAGUGUCUCCAGUAUCAUGGCUUCUUCACAGUGAAGCAGCUUCUUCGAGUACGUCACGUUGCCAGCUGGGUGUAUUCCUUUGUUGUACAACCAAUAAAUGACUUUUAGCUAGCCCAA
This is a messenger RNA of Eublepharis macularius, 781 nucleotides long. It is a transcript of the gene EIF3K, whose product is annotated as eukaryotic translation initiation factor 3 subunit K. Gene Ontology annotation, cellular component: cytoplasm; eukaryotic translation initiation factor 3 complex. NCBI's taxonomy places the organism in Eukaryota, Metazoa, Chordata, Lepidosauria, Squamata, Eublepharidae. Gene Ontology annotation, biological process: regulation of translational initiation. Gene Ontology annotation, molecular function: translation initiation factor activity; ribosome binding. The transcript has 8 exons. The record is from RefSeq and is a predicted model, not a curated record. Bases 42 to 698 code for a protein of 218 amino acids.